Molecule: messenger RNA, 561 nt
Organism: Physeter macrocephalus (sperm whale)
Lineage: Eukaryota; Metazoa; Chordata; Mammalia; Artiodactyla; Physeteridae
Product: tropomyosin alpha-3 chain-like
Exons: 1
Coding region: 16-546 (176 amino acids)
Biological process (GO): muscle contraction; actin filament organization
Cellular component (GO): actin filament
Molecular function (GO): actin filament binding
Source: RefSeq, a predicted model, not a curated record
GGCUGGGUGGGGACCAUGGCCGUGAUCACCACCAUCGAGGCGGUGAAGCGCAAGAUCCAGGUUCUGCAGCAGCAGGCCGAGGAUGCAGAGAAGAGGGCCAAGCGCCUCCAGUGGGAAGUGGAGGGAGAAAGGCGGGCCCGGGAACAGGCUGAGGCUGAGGUGGCCUCCUUGAACUGUAGGAUCCAGCUGGUUGAAGAGGAGCUGGACCACGCUCAAGAGCGCCUGGCCACUGCCCUGCAAAAGGUGGAGGAAGCUGAGAAAGCUGCUGAUGAGAGUGAGAGAGGUAUGAAGGUUAUUGAAAACCGAGCCUUAAAAGAUGAAGAAAAAAUGGAACUCCAGGAAAUCCAACUCAAAGAAGCUAAGCACAUUACAGAAGAGGCAGAUAGGAAGUAUGAAGAGGUGGCUCAUAAGUUGACGAUUAUUGAGGGAGACUUGGAACGCACAGAGGAGCGAGCUGAGCUGGCAGAGUCCCGUUGCCAAGAGAUGGAUGAGCAGAUCAGACUGAUGGACCAGAACCUGAAGUGUACCACUGAUUUAGCCAUAUGAAACUCAUCUCAUCAC